AUGGAGGCAACCAACAAAGAAAAAUUUUGGUGGGUUAAAGGAACUUAUCCGUCUAUUAACGGCGAAAGACUUCCUUUUGUCCUUGCAAGAGAUGUAUCGUUCAAGGAGUUUGCCAAAAAAACUGAAGAUGCCAAGGCGGGAAGAUUUUGGGACUAUGAUAAGGGCAUUGUGACGAUUAUUGAGUUGCCAUAUGGUGACCAUGAAGGUGCAAUAAGUGAAUUCAAUCGACAAAUUUGUGAUCAAUUUAGAAAUGUAGCAUCUCAGGAUAACAUUAGGGGUUGGGGAGCGAAAACAACAGGAGAGUAUAAAGAACCCGAUGCCUGUUUUGUGCCUCGACGUCUGCUAAAUCUGCAAAAUCCGGUGCCUAAUCCAUGCGAUUAUGGUAGAAACCCAUGGCCAACUAUUAUCCUCGAGGUUGUUUCCUUUGAAACGUUUGAACACGUAAAGGACAAGAUCAACAACUUUUGGCUAGGUCCAAACCGUUGCGAGGAUGUGAUUGUUAUUAGAUUGGGCAAUUGGAAUAAUAGGCGCCGCAAUCAAAGUGGACAACCUUUGCGUCGUUUGCGAGUUCAAUAUUGUUCCUGUUUGAAAUUCUGUCGACGUACAACUCUUCAGCUAAACCAAAACGCUACGACAUUUGAUCCAAUUCAAGAGAUUGAGUUUGGGACUGUUGACGCAAACGGAAAGGCUAGUAAUUUUUGCCCGGCCCCUCAAACGAAAUGGCUUACAAUUGACCGUGAUUGUAUUUAUGAGGGAUGUGCUCCUCCUCUCCCUCCUCUUCAGGUUCUUUCGCAAACUUCUGCGCCUGGAAUUGCAAUCGAUCUAUACGAAAUACAACAGGCGAUUUUCGAUGCUAUGGGUAAAAAUUGA
Messenger RNA from Dentiscutata erythropus, 870 nucleotides. NCBI's taxonomy places the organism in Eukaryota, Fungi, Glomeromycota, Glomeromycetes, Diversisporales, Gigasporaceae. The record is from the annotation of a GenBank genome assembly.